UCGAAAAUGUAUCAACUGGACUCUUGGUACUCAGUGCUCUUCGAGCUUCUUCUCGUCGGUUUUUCUCUCUACAACUCGCUCAGAAUGACUACUUGGUGGGAUACCGUAGCCAAAGGAGCAUCUAUCGCAGUGAAUGGAGCAGCGAAACAUUCACCUUCGGUCGCUGAUCACUACGGUAUUCGUACUGAUAAAAAUAGUGUUAGAAGCUAUAGAAAGAGUAGCGUCAGAUCACCAAUUACGUUCGAAAUGGGAGAUGGGAUUGAAGUAGCUCACUGAUGGAUCGUAAUUUAUUGGAAAAAUGACGUUCAGAAUAAAUUUGAUAUUGAUU
Molecule: messenger RNA, 328 nt
Organism: Caenorhabditis elegans
Lineage: Eukaryota; Metazoa; Nematoda; Chromadorea; Rhabditida; Rhabditidae
Gene: ZK512.10
Product: DUF4752 family protein
Source: RefSeq, marked reviewed